AUGGCAUUUCGGUGUGAACUCCUCCUUCUGGUUUUUCUCUUUUGUUUCAAUGUCAAUUCGGUGGAUUCAGAUGAUGGAGCAACGUUGUUGGAGAUAAAGAAGUCAUUCAGGGAUGUGGAUAACGUUCUAUAUGACUGGACAGACUCACCAUCAUCAGAUUAUUGUGUCUGGAGAGGGGUCACAUGUGAUAAUGUCACCUUCAAUGUCGUUGCUCUCAAUCUUUCAGGAUUGAAUAUUGAGGGCGAAAUUUCACCUGCAAUAGGGAGCCUUAACAACUUGAUCUUUAUUGAUCUCAAGGAAAACCGUCUAUCUGGUCAGAUACCAGAUGAGAUUGGUGACUGUUCUUCUUUGAGAAGCCUGGACUUGUCAUUUAAUGAUAUUCGGGGAGAUAUACCAUUUUCAAUUUCAAAGCUGAAACAACUGGAAAAUCUAAUUUUGAAAAAUAACCAGCUAAUUGGACCUAUUCCUUCAACUCUGUCUCAGAUUCCUAACUUGAAGAUUCUAGAUCUGGCACAAAAUAAUCUUAGCGGGGAGAUACCAAGACUUAUAUACUGGAAUGAAAUUUUGCAAUAUCUUGGCUUGCGAGGUAACAAUUUGGUGGGUUCACUUUCUCCAGACAUGUGCCAGUUAACUGGAUUGUGGUAUUUUGAUGUGAGAAACAACAGCUUGACAGGCAGUAUUCCUGAGAACAUAGGCAAUUGUACUUCCUUCCAGGUCUUGGAUUUAUCCUACAACCAGCUAACUGGAGAGAUACCAUUCAAUAUUGGAUUUCUGCAAAUAGCGACCCUGUCAUUGCAAGGCAAUAAACUCUCAGGGCAUAUUCCAUUGGUUAUUGGUCUGAUGCAAGCACUUGCUGUCUUAGAUUUGAGUUGUAACAUGUUAAGUGGACCAAUCCCUCCUAUCUUGGGAAAUUUGACCUACACAGAAAAAUUGUAUUUGCAUGGAAACAAGCUGACUGGCCACAUCCCCCCGGAGCUUGGAAAUAUGACAAAGCUUCACUAUUUGGAAUUGAAUGAUAACCAAUUAAGUGGACAUAUUCCACCCGAGCUUGGAAAGCUUACUGAUUUGUUUGACUUAAAUGUUGCUAACAACAACCUUGAGGGUCAAGUUCCAGAUAAUAUUAGCUCGUGUAAAAAUCUUAACAGCCUCAAUGUGCAUGGAAAUAAGUUGAGUGGAACAGUCCCCUCAGCUUUUCAGAGCUUGGAGAGUAUGACCUAUUUGAAUCUUUCUUCCAACUAUCUUCAAGGCUCAAUUCCUAUUGAACUGUCACAGAUUGGUAAUUUGGAUACACUGGAUAUUUCAAAUAAUAAUUUAAGUGGUUCCAUUCCUUCUUCCCUUGGUGACUUGGAACAUCUUCUGAAACUGAAUCUGAGCAGAAAUCAUUUAACGGGGUUUAUUCCAGCAGAAUUUGGUAAUCUAAGAAGCGUCAUGGAAGUCGAUCUUUCAAAUAAUCACCUCACUGGCUUGAUUCCUCUAGAACUCAGCCAGCUUCAGAACAUGAUAUCCUUGAGACUAGAAAACAACAAAUUGUCUGGGGACGUGACAUCACUUGAAAAUUGCCUUAGUCUUUCUCUGCUUAAUGUCUCCUAUAACAACCUGAUUGGUGUUAUUCCCACAAGCAACAAUUUUUCCAGGUUUUCCCCUGACAGUUUCAUUGGAAACCCUGGUCUUUGUUGUUAUUGCCUGAAUUCGCAUUGUCAUGGGACUCACCCUGCAGAACGAGUUAUGUCGUCUAAGUCAGCUAUUCUGGGAAUUGCUCUUACUGCUCUUGUGAUUCUUCUUAUGAUAUUGCUGGCAGCUCGCCUACCAUACAAUUCAUCUCGUUUUCCCGACGGAUCAUUUGCCAAACCAGUUAAUUACUCCCCACCAAAGCUAGUGAUUCUUCACAUGAAUAUGGCGCUUCAUGUAUAUGAUGAUAUCAUGAGAAUGACAGAAAACCUUAGUGAGAAAUAUAUAAUUGGAUAUGGUGCAUCAAGUGCAGUCUAUAAAUGUGUUCUUAAGAAUUGCAAGCCAGUGGCUAUCAAGAGGCUCUAUUCUCACUAUCCACAAUACAUGAAAGAAUUUGAGACUGAACUUGAGACAGUUGGCAGCAUUAAGCACCGGAAUCUGGUCAGUCUCCAAGGCUACUCUUUAUCUCCGUAUGGAAACCUUCUCUUUUUUGACUACAUGGAAAAUGGCAGUCUAUGGGAUCUCCUUCAUGGACCUACCAAGAAGAAAAGGCUUGAUUGGGAUCUUCGUCUAAAAAUAGCACUUGGAGCAGCCCAAGGGCUUGCUUAUCUACACCAUGAUUGCAGUCCACGUAUCAUUCACAGGGAUGUUAAAUCACCUAAUAUUUUAUUAGACAAAAACUUUGAGCCCCAUCUCACUGAUUUUGGCAUUGCCAAAAGUCUAUGCCCCUCAAAGUCCCACACUUCAACUUUUAUAAUGGGCACAAUUGGCUAUAUAGAUCCUGAGUAUGCCAGAACUGCACGUCUCACUGAGAAGUCUGAUGUGUAUAGCUAUGGUAUUGUAUUACUUGAGCUAUUAACAGGGAGAAAAGCUGUUGACAACGAAUCAAACCUUCAUCAUAUGAUUUUGUCCAAGACAGCUAAUGAUGAGGUAAUGGAAACUGUUGAUCCGGAUAUUACAGCCUCAUGCAAGGACAUGGGAGCAGUAAAAAAGGUUUUUCAGCUUGCUCUUUUAUGCACAAAGAGUCAGCCAGUUGAUAGACCUACAAUGCAUGAGGUGACACGUGUACUGGGAAGUCUUGUGCCAUGCAUCACUCCACCAAUACAAGCACUAACUGAUUCACAAUCAUAUGCUAAAGUGCAAUGCUACAAGGAUGAUGAUGAGUAUGCAAAUCUUAAAACUCCAUCCAUGAGCACCUCUGAUGCCCACCUCUUCCUUAAGUUUGGAGAGGUAAUCUCUCAAAACAGUGCGUGA
Messenger RNA from Gastrolobium bilobum, 2922 nucleotides. RefSeq names its product LRR receptor-like serine/threonine-protein kinase ERECTA. Gene Ontology annotation, molecular function: protein kinase activity; receptor serine/threonine kinase binding; ATP binding. The record is from RefSeq and is a predicted model, not a curated record. Gene Ontology annotation, biological process: protein phosphorylation. Lineage: Eukaryota; Viridiplantae; Streptophyta; Magnoliopsida; Fabales; Fabaceae. The transcript is spliced from 27 exons. The coding region runs from base 1 to 2922 and encodes 973 amino acids.